GAUUGCGAGACAUUUUUGGGACACCCUGUAUAUAUAGUCCUAUAUACCUAUUAUUUCUUCUGUUACAGUAGUAUGAAUGUACAUGUGUGUUGACGUAUAAAUGUUGACUUUACAGUAACAUAAUUCGGUCUUCUUACGUUCAACGAUACUUAAUGAUCAAAAUUAGACCUGUAUACGCGCGGCCGUUUUAUUACCGAGCAUAUACAAUGCGGAAAAGAAACGAAAUAGCAUCGCAGUACCUUCGGUUUACAAUACAUUACAACGUUACGAAGGAAACGAUAAUGCACUCGCUUGAAAAAGAGAUUUUGUACGGCCACCUUGCCGUAACAAUUUACGACAAACAUUCCGCGUGAUUUUACUUGUAUUAUUAUAAUGACCAUAGAACGAUUUUUAAGAAACAUUCAGUCUUCAUCCUUUUCCCUCAUACAGGAUGACCAGCUUAUAUCUAUAAAUGUAUCUCGGAAAUUGCGUUCGACUUAAAAAAAACUCAGUUUUAAAUAAUUCAGAGAAAGUUUCGAGGAUUUCUAAAACGUGUAACUGUACAAACAAGCAAAACUGGCUUUGAUCCUGUUACUUAAGGUAAAAUAUUUGUACAGCAUCGUAUAGUACUCAUCACGAGGGACAAAAGUAUCGUAGACACUCAAAAAAUGGCGUUGAAGUUUUGAUGAUUCUUACAUUCAUUAUACUUGGCAUGCUAUUAUAUUUUAAAAUGGACCAUUAAUAUAAACAACGUGUUAUUAAUAAAGUGAAAAAUUAAAAGUUAAAAAUAGUAGAAAAGUGUUAAAAAAUAUUGUACAAUUUUAGAAACCGUUGUCUUGUAGUAUCAACGGUCACCAUGGUGGCUAGGACACUAUUUACUUCAGUAAUUCUAAACACAAUGUGACAUUAAAAUCACGCUAAGAAUUAAGUGGAAUUUUCACACCAUUUUUUAUAAGAUUGGAACACAUAUCAAUUUCCUUCAAUUUUUCGAUGGAAACGCUGGAUACGAAAAAUUAAGAACACUCGAAAAUUCGACAAAAAAGGCAGACAUCGUUACCCGAAAUGUUAAAUAUGUUUAUUUUCUGAAAGUAACUUGUGAAGUAGUAAGAAGCUCACCAAAGUCUGUUGUAAUAAGCAACUUGUAUCCUGUAUGUGUACAAUGAAAUUUGACGUUUGUUAAUAUUGCGAACCAUAGAGAAUAAUAUUCAAAAGAAAAAUAUUCACAUUGUUUUAUCGUUCUGCGGUGAAUUUCUGUUGCGAAACGGCUGGCGUGCUGUUUGUAGUAGAUGAAAGUAAAUAUCGAGAAAAGUCCGGUUUCCAUCAAAGGCACUUUGAUCGACGUGCCUGGUGAAGCACAUACUAAUACACCAAACAAAGCGUGCUUCUCAAAGCGGCACCAGUAGAAUAGUAGAUUAGUUAGCACUUAAUAAUCUGCUAAUUCACUAAGGACACUCGUUGAGAGCUCGGCAUUCUGAAGGAAACGUCGAACAGCCAUGGGAAAACAAAACAGCAAACUAAAACCAGAAGUCUUAGAAGAUCUUAAACAGAAUACCGAAUUUACGGAUGCGGAGAUUCAAGAAUGGUACAAAGGUUUUUUAAAGGACUGUCCGAGUGGUCACCUUAGCGUAGAAGAAUUUAAGAAGAUAUACGGAAAUUUCUUCCCUUACGGUGAUGCUUCAAAGUUUGCAGAACAUGUAUUCAGAACAUUCGACGCGAACGGCGAUGGAACGAUUGACUUCCGAGAGUUUUUGUGCGCUUUGAGCGUUACAUCUCACGGUAAAUUGGAACAGAAGCUGAAGUGGGCCUUCAGCAUGUAUGAUCUUGACGGUAAUGGCUACAUUUCGCGGCAAGAAAUGAUGGAAAUCGUAACAGCAAUCUACAAAAUGGUAGGAUCCGUGAUGAAAAUGCCAGAAGACGAGUCUACACCUGAAAAAAGAACCGAUAAGAUAUUCUUACAAAUGGACAAAAAUAAGGAUGGAAUAUUAUCGCUUGAUGAAUUUAUAGAGGGUGCAAAGAAUGACCCGUCUAUUGUGCGACUGUUGCAGUGCGAUCCGAGUGCACAAGCUCAGUGAAGCCUUGGGCCGUUACGCAAGUAUUACCGUAUCAUCUACAUACGAGAAUCGGGAACCGGUCUGAUAGUACCCCAUGUAAAAAGCAUUACGAUCAUAAGGAAUAUGUAUGACGAUUUUGUUAGAAGAUCUACGAAUCAUAACGUUCGCUGUUAAUUGGUUUCUAUUAACGAACUUUCGCGCGUAAACUUGUUUCUUCAUUUUGGUAUAGUCACGACGUUUUAUCCGGAUGAUUAUUUGAAUUGACGAAAACUAGAGAGUAAGCGAGAUACAUGUUUCUUUAUGAACGUAAAUGUUCUAUAAAAACGUAGGUGAUAAGGAAAAGUGGUAUUUUGACAUUGGACCGGUUCCCGGAAAGGUCCAGGGUCACUGGGCCCAUGGCGCUUGCGCAUACCGCAAGCUAGUCUGUAAGACUAGUCCAGUCGCUCCGUCUUAUAAACGGAUCGGUUUUAAAGAAAAAAGCUUGUUACGUUUUUGGAUAUAUUGAUCUUCGUGUGCUGCGUACGACGAAGGACCCGCAGAGCGAUCCGCGCUCUGUGAUUUCAGAAAGAAUAUUUCGACUCAUAGCUACAACCGAGAAUCUGCUUCAUCCAACGUUGCAACCUUGAUACUGUUGAUAAAUUUAAUGUCUGUAGCAGUGUUCCCAGUCUAUUUGUUCGGUUAAAUGUAAUAAUUAGCGAGAUGUUAUACAGAAGAUGUACUACAUACUUGUACUGUUUGUCAUUUCACAAAAUAUCUUGAAUAUAGAAAUUUCAUUUUUCAUACAA
Molecule: messenger RNA, 2815 nt
Organism: Megalopta genalis
Lineage: Eukaryota; Metazoa; Arthropoda; Insecta; Hymenoptera; Halictidae
Gene: Nca
Product: neurocalcin homolog
Molecular function (GO): calcium ion binding
Source: RefSeq, a predicted model, not a curated record